AUGGCACGUAAGACUAGCUUGAUUGCUGAAGUUGAUGAUUCAAAAGAAACAUGGAAAUUGGGAGUAAGAAUAACUAAUCUUUGGGUUGUUGAGAAGUCAUCGAAAGUGAAUGCUAUGGAAAUGAUAUUUAUGGAUCAAAAGGGAGGAAAAAUUACAGCUGUAGUGAAAAAAUUCGAUAUUGACAAGUGGAAGUCAAUGCUUAAGGAGGACAACACUUAUAUUGUUCAAAACUUUGAGGUUAACCACAAUGAUGGUCAAUUUAGGACUUCAAAUCAUCCUUACAAAUUAGUUUUCAUGAAAGGGACAAUAGUGCAAGCGCGUCAAAUUCCUGAAAUACCUCAUAAUAUUUAUCACUUCACUCCCUUUGAUGACAUCUUAGCGGGAGGUGCAUCUACUGAAGUGUUAGUAGAUUUAGAAGCCUUAUUUGUGUUGCCAUUCUCCCUGCAAGGUAUGGCACGUAAGACUAGCUUGAUUGCUGAAGUUGAUGAUUCAAAAGAAACAUGGAAAUUGGGAGUAAGAAUAACUAAUCUUUGGGUUGUUGAGAAGUCAUCGAAAGUGAAUGCUAUGGAAAUGAUAUUUAUGGAUCAAAAGGGAGGAAAAAUUACAGCUGUAGUGAAAAAAUUCGAUAUUGACAAGUGGAAGUCAAUGCUUAAGGAGGACAACACUUAUAUUGUUCAAAACUUUGAGGUUAACCACAAUGAUGGUCAAUUUAGGACUUCAAAUCAUCCUUACAAAUUAGUUUUCAUGAAAGGGACAAUAGUGCAAGCGCGUCAAAUUCCUGAAAUACCUCAUAAUAUUUAUCACUUCACUCCCUUUGAUGACAUCUUAGCGGGAGGUGCAUCUACUGAAGUGUUAGUAGAUGUGAUCGGUGAAUUGUCAGAUGUCGUACAAAUUCAAAAAGAGAGUGUGCCAAAAAGGGUGGUAUUGGUCUUAAAGGAUGAAAGGAACAAUACUCUUCAUUGUACUUUGUGGGAGAACUAUGCAGCUAGGAUGAUAAGUUUUCUGGAAACACAUGUAGAAGGUCAUGUUGUCAUAUUGCUUUCUCUUGCAAAGAUAAAAGAGACAAAUGGGAAAUAUCCAACAACCAUCCAAAACUCAAUGUAUUGUUCGAAAUUGUUCAUUGAUGAACCUCUUGCGGAGAUUUAG
This is a messenger RNA of Lotus japonicus, 1146 nucleotides long. RefSeq lists its product as uncharacterized. The record is from RefSeq and is a predicted model, not a curated record. Lineage: Eukaryota; Viridiplantae; Streptophyta; Magnoliopsida; Fabales; Fabaceae. The transcript is spliced from 7 exons. Bases 1 to 1146 code for a protein of 381 amino acids.